Messenger RNA from Drosophila montana, 1043 nucleotides. RefSeq names its product MAGE-like protein 2. The record is from RefSeq and is a predicted model, not a curated record. Bases 87 to 920 code for a protein of 277 amino acids. Lineage: Eukaryota; Metazoa; Arthropoda; Insecta; Diptera; Drosophilidae. The transcript has 2 exons.
GAGCUAUGUGGGGACUAUAAAAAGCCAGCGCCAGCUCUGUUCCGGCCAACAGUUGGCAACUAACACUUGGGCUAAGAUCAUCUAAUAUGCAUAUCAAGCUAUUGCUAAUCAGCCAGCUAUUGGCGUUCAGCUGCGCGCAGAUUUGGGCCAAUGACGCGUCGGUCCAUACUGAUGAGGAAACCCUUGACGAUGUGCACCUGCCACACCCGACAACAACAACUCUGCCUGAGCCGGAGCUUGAUGAAAAAGCAACCGCACGUCCCGAUAAUGGAAUCAAUAAAUUGGAUGAAGGCUUAGAUGUAAUUAACAAAGGAACUGCUCUUCCGGAGACUACAAUUCAACCUAUUGAGAGCACAUCUCCCACAACGACGACAACAACAACAACCACUGAGCCUCAAAAGAAAGCAGGCUUGCCUCCUAUGCAGCCACAGGCUUAUCCACAUCCAUAUGGACAUCCGUAUCCUUAUCCUUAUCCCUAUCCUCAUCCUCAUCCUCAUCCCUAUCCUCAUCCUGAGCCCAAAGCCACCUCGGAGAGCUCCAUGCCUGAACCCGGCGUACCUAGCUAUCAUGGCUAUCCCUAUCCCAGCUACCCGAUCCUGCGGCCACCCUACUCUCCCUACGGCGCACCCUAUGGCGUUUUCCGUCAACCUGGACGUGUACCUCAGUACCCAGGCUUUGCACCUGGUCUGGGCUACGGCAACAGCGACAGCGACAGCGCUGAGAAACCUAAGUCCGCCGAGACUGAUGAGACCCCCAAGAGCAUGGAACAGUCAACGGAGCAGGGCCCCAAGUUGCCUGCAGAGCAUCCCAGCUAUGGUUACCCGCCUGUCUACGUGAUCCAACGGCGUCCACUGGUGCCCAGUUACCCCUACGCAAGCCCGGCACGCGGAUACGGCUCUCCCUACGGCUACGGCGGCUAGUCAAACUAAUAAAUAAGAAAAAAUAAUACUAGCUUGAUUGCAAGCAAUCGUGUACAAUAAAUUAAAAACAAUGUAAAAUGUCUAUCUUCGUAUGCCGAAUAUUAAAUACUCUUGAAAACACAA